AUGAACAGCUCAGGUCAGCAGCAGCAGCAGCAGCAGCAGCAACAGCAGCAGCAGCAGCAGCAACAGCAGCAGCAGCAGCAGCAACAGCAGCAGCAGCAGCAACAACAGCAGCAGCAGCAGCAGCAAGGGAAACCAUACGCGGAAUAUCUAGCGAGGACAGACAUCGCGCCCAGCAGCAGCCCCACUUCCGCUAAGGGGACUUCACUCGAAACACAGCAAAACAUGAACAGCUCAGAGCAGCAGCAGCAGCAGCAGCAGCAGCAGCAGCAAGAGCAGCAACAGCAGCAUCAGCAGCAGCAUCAGCAGCAGCAACAGCAGCAGCACCAGCAGCAACAGCAGCAUCAUCAGCAGCAACAGCAGCAUCAUCAGCAGCAACAGCAGCAUCAUCAUCAGCAACAGCAGCAUCAUCAGCAGCAACAGCAGCAUCAUCAUCAGCAACAGCAGCAGCAGCAGCAACAGCAGCAGCAGCAGCAGCAGCAGACUUGGAUGUUCCCUGCAGGGGCUCGCGCUUGA
Messenger RNA from Eimeria mitis, 513 nucleotides. RefSeq lists its product as uncharacterized. The record is from RefSeq and is a predicted model, not a curated record. The transcript has 3 exons. Lineage: Eukaryota; Apicomplexa; Conoidasida; Eucoccidiorida; Eimeriidae. Bases 1 to 513 code for a protein of 170 amino acids.